This is a messenger RNA of Cyclopterus lumpus (lumpfish), 1102 nucleotides long. Its product is annotated as nucleolin-like. Lineage: Eukaryota; Metazoa; Chordata; Actinopteri; Perciformes; Cyclopteridae. The record is from RefSeq and is a predicted model, not a curated record. Gene Ontology annotation, molecular function: RNA binding.
CAUGCAUUUGUAGAUUUGGCUUCAGAGAUGGACUUGACCAAAGGUUUGACAUUACAUGGAGAAAUGAUGCAUGAUAAGCCAAUGAAGAUCGCCAAAGCGAAGGUCAAGAAUAUGGACAAGGUGCAGGUGAAAGCUCAGCAAAGGAACACAACGCCAAAGAUGACAGAUGCUUGAUUCUGAAGAACGUCCCGUACAACGCAACAAAAGAAGACAUUAUGAAAAUCUUCUGCCAGGCCGUCGAUGUUCAGUUUCCUGGUGGAGACGGAAGGCCCAACGACAGGCAUUGCCUUUGUGGAGUUUAAAGAGAAAACUAUUGCUCAGAAAGUACAGCAACAAAAGCAGAAAAUGAUGAUUCAAGGCCGGGUUUUGACCGUGGACUGUGUUAUAAAAGCAAAUCGGAAAGUCUUUAAAGCUAAAGACGACAAAGAAGACGCACAUGCUGCAGCUCCAAAUAACACCUUGUUGAGCAAUUUGCCUACCGAUAUAAAGGAGAACUUCCUCAAGAAAUUAUUUAAGACCGCUGUUAGUAUCAGCAUUCCUCAGUUGGACGGCAAAUCAAGGGGGUUUGCGUUUGUCGAGUUUGCAGCUGUGGCAGAUGCGGAACAGGUCUUGCAGUCAUCUCAAAAACCUAAAAUGUACAAGAAGGUCGUCGGAGUACAAUUCAGCCAAAUGCAAGCAAAUUCAGAGGAGAAAUGUCAAUCAAAAACACUGAUUGUGAUGGGCUUGGCCGAGAAUACGACUGCAGAGACUCUUAAAAGUGCCUUUGAAGGGUCUUGCAGCACAAGAGUCAAUCUUGAUACAAAUACAGGAGUUUCAAAAGGGUUUGGCUUUGUGGAGUUUGAGAGUGAAGACAACUGCAAAGCUGCCAAAGAAGCCAUGGAGGACUGUGAGAUCGAUGGCAGCAAAGUGACGGUGGCUUAUGCAAAAGCCCAGUCUGGAGAAGCUCCUCUGACACCUGGGGGACAGCCUGCAGCGCAGGGGGCUGGUGCAGAAGCUCCUUUGACACCUGGGGGACAGCCUGCAGCGGCAGGGGGCUGGUGGAGGCAAGAAAAGAGGCAAGAAACGUGGAGCUGGCAAACCACAGGAGGCUGUUAAAGAACUG